ACGUUUUGUAUUUUUUAUUUUUCGUUUGCGAUGUCAAAACUACAGUUAAAUAGGAAUUCUUCGAAUGAAGUUAAUAUCUAUAUAUAUAAAAUAAUUAAUUGAAUGAAUCGGCUUGUAAUCGCCGGUUCACAGUGGCCGGCUGGCCAGCUAUGGCAAGUGGGGAGGUUAUAUAGCCUUAUGAGACCAAGUGUAUGUCAAAGAACGUUUUCAGGUAAUGUGUAAUGCGUACCCUGGGUGAAGCAUUUUAAUUUUUUUUAAAAUGUUUUUUAUAUGCUUGGGAUUUGUUGCAACUACAGCCUUCAGGGUUAUAUUAUGUCAGAUUUUAUUUGCUUUUAUAGUUUUAUUACUCAGGAUGAUUGAAGCUGGCAGUUGAUUGAUUGUGCUUGCAUCAAUAUGUUAAUUGUGUUUGAACUAGGGUCAGAAAUGACCAUGGUCUUGGAUUACAUUGUUUCAUGUACCACACCUACAUGACCACACCCAAUUGUUGGAAAAUCAGGAUGCCAGGUUGGAAUCCGUGGGUGUUACACUGGAUAUAUCCGGCACAAAGAGUUGAUAUUUACGCCAUUGACGUAAAUCUUAUUAAUAAAAUAAAAAUCUUUGGCAAUUUUGAUGUUUUUGUGUAAUAUUGUGAAGAUUUUUGAAAAUUGAAAGAUUGAUAUUUGAAAUAUUGCAGUGUAUCAACUGCAAUCAAUUUAUUACAGUCAAACCGGAUGUUCUGUUCCCCUGAAUAUUGCAAUAUUGUUGGGAAUAUUGCAAUUUUGAUUGUGAGAUUGCUCUGUGCAAGUUGCAACCGACGUGAUCAAAUUGCAAGUUGAAAUUCACAACCAGAUUUGUAAACAAAGAAGAACCAAUCCAUUUGCUCAGAGUAUUUGAUUGGUUCUUCUUUGCUACUAGUAGUAGCCAAUCAGAGACUUUGUUCACAAAUCUGGUUGUGAAUUUCAACUUGCAAUUUGAUCACGUCGGUUGCAACUUGCUCAGAGCAAUCUCGCAAUCAAAAUUGCAAUAUUCCCAACAAUAUUGCUAUAUUCAGGGGAACAGAACAUGACCGGUUUGACUGUAACCUUGUGUGAAACCUCCAACAUGCAAAAACUUUAUAUUUUUCUCUUGUUUCUCAUGUGACUGGCAUACUGGUGUAAGCAGUCAGUGGCUUAUUGACAUACCCUCCGGUGUAAAAUUGUUACAGAUUCCAACCUGGUCAUGCAUGAUGCGCUUCAAACCCUACAGUAUACAAAUCGUACAGUAUUUUUAUAAUGGUUACCGGUAUCCAAAACGUAAUUUAACAAAUUUUAUUUAGAUCAAUCAAUCAAGUGAGACUGGUUGAAUAUGAUUUAUUCAACUAGUUAAAUUUGUCAAAUGUGCCUGACAGAUGUUAAAGUUCAUUGAAAUAAUUGAAAUGACUGAAAAUAGAGAGAAUGGGUUAAGGGUAAUAGGGUGGUUUCCAACUUCUCCUUAACUCAUCAAUUAUUGUGUUGAUCCCCACCAUACCUGCCUGUUCUUCAUUUCUUACUUUGUCUUGUCAUGUGCACUUCAAAGAAUAAGUGUGAGUAUUUGUGUUUGCUGAAAAAACAUGUGUUAAGUAAAACAAUGUGUUAAGCUGCAUUGACAAUGUGUAGAAAUGAGAGCAUGUCAAGGCAACAACCCCUUUUGGAGGAAAAAUAUGAUUAAACCCCCAUCUCUAGUAAGCAUCCUCUCUUCAUAAUCGAGUUAUAAACUGUAUUUUUGUAAACAUAUUUAAUUGUUAUUCCUUCUCUAUCAAGUCCUCUACAAUAAAAAUUCUCAGGACUCAAACUUGCCUGAAAUAAAUAUGUUAAUGGGGAAUUAGUUACUAGUAUCCAUUGGUAGAUUUAGUUGAUUGUACAUGACAAAAUAAUCUGUAGGAAUUAAAGGAUUCUGUUCGAGUAACAAUUAAAAUGUCAAAAAAUAAUAAUACCUGUAUGUCAAUUUUGUUUUUGUAAAGUUUCUUAGUUACUAGUAAUUAUAAGGAAUACAGUGAUACCAAAGGUUUUACCAAAAUCAAAUAACUGGUGAGGGCGCGAAAUAACGGCCGCUCAACGGACAAUUUCCGGCCAGAAUGCGAAGUUGUCCGGUCAACUGAAUUCUUACCUUGCCGGUCAUUUUGACCGUCACUUUUGGUAAAAGAACAAACUAAUCUUCAUUUGAAUUAAUAAUCAAAAUAAAAUUGUCAAGUAUUAUAAUUAAGAACCACAACAUGUUGUCGAAUAUUUUGCGGGAAAAGAACUUCAAUGUACGCCAGCUUUCCCACGCAGUACGUCACAAAGCCCAUGGCCAUGCUUUUGGUUUAAGAGUUACGGCCAAGCUUUCAGCGCAGUGCAAGCUGUUUUAUGUGAAGGAGUUUUUAAUUACUGAUUACGGUAAGGCUUUUUGUAAUGCUUAAUACUGGGAAAAUAGUCACAUUUUUAGAGGUAUACUUUACCAGGCUUUGCUUAAGCUGAAUAAUUUGACCGGCCAGAAAUUCGGGAUGUCCGAGCUAAAAUUGAGUUGGCCGCGGUCACCUAGCUUGACCGGCAAGCCUCCAGCCGUUAUUUCGCGCCCUGACUGAUCAAGGUUCUAUUGCAUCAUUUUUAGACGAAGCUGUACGUAUUGGGAAUGUCAGGAUCCCGUUGAAGACGCCCAAACAUGUAGAAAAAGUUCCCCUCAAGUAUUGUAAGUUCUAAUUUCAUUUGAAAUAUGAUUCGACAGUGUUUCGUAGCGACCUCGUCAUUUUCAAAGAAAUACAUUAAUUUUAUUAAUUAUAGAUACAGGGACAGGUUCAAAUAAUUCUGAGUCAAUUCUUCAACAUCUCAAAUGGAUCAUGCAAAAGGUAUGUCUAUAGGGUACUAUGUCUAUACUAUAGUCGUGUACAGUUUAGGGACUGGCAUGACCUAGUAGAUGAUCAUUUUGCGAGUAACAUUGCAGCUCAUGCAUCCGAUUAUCAAAGAAGGAUUUCAAUUUUCAAUACUACCGAUAUUAAUUAUUGGGGAUUAGAUAUUGUAAUAGGUACGAAAUAUUUUUGCGACGACUUGACGCUUGCGAUUUGUUGUAGACUUAUUUUUCGUUGUACUCUUGUCUUGUCUUUAGUAAAAAAAAACGAGUUGCAGGCAAGUUGUUUUUUUUACGCUUCAAAAGUCGAGUUUUUUAUUCCAAUUCAACAAUAUUGCAUUUAUUUCAAUUUUUAACAAUAAUUGCAAUGCGAAUCGUUGCGAAAAUAUUCAAGGCAAGUAAAACUAAUUGCGAUUGAGCAAUUUACUGGAUGCAUGCGCUAUAAAUCUAUGAUUGUAAAUAAAUACACUGUAUUAUGUGUUUUGUUAUAGCUGUUCAGUGCAUAUGAGAGUUCAAAUUAAGUCAAUCUCAUCUUGUUUCGCUUUUUUUACUUUUAGGAUGAGUUGGGUCAAGAUAUUUUUCUUAUCGGUCCACCUGGUUCUCUACGUCGAACGCUGGCCAUGCAAUAUGCUG
Molecule: messenger RNA, 3453 nt
Organism: Paramuricea clavata
Lineage: Eukaryota; Metazoa; Cnidaria; Anthozoa; Malacalcyonacea; Plexauridae
Source: the annotation of a GenBank genome assembly